AUAUCUAUAUAUUUGCUAUAUAUAUGGCCUCAGGAACAUCUACAAUAGCAACAAAAAAAAUAAGAAGGCACUUGUUAGCUAAAGCUUCCAGUUCUUUUAUUAUCAUCCUUACUGAACUUGCUAUAUAGUAAUUAAGAUAUUCGAAUGGGAAAUAGCGCUCUCGGUGGAAGUUUAUGCAAUGGCAUGAAUUUUCCAUGCCAAUUAAAGUUAGGAAGGCAUGUGGCUAUUAAAGUAAUAAAGAAAAAAGAGAGUAAGUUAGAAGAAGAAGAUGAAGAAGAUGAAUAUGAAGAUGAAGAUGAAGAAGAAGAUGAUGAUGAAGAUGAAGAUGAUGAAGAAGAUGAAGAUGAAGAUGAAGAUGAAGAUGUAGAUGUAGAUGAUGAGAAAAAGAUAGAUGAUGGAGAUAAAAAUAAGAUACCAAAUAACUUAACUAAGGUAACAUACACAGUAAGUGAUUGGUCAAAAUGUGAACUGGAGUAUAGGGAGAGUAAUAAUUGCAACAUUGCAUCAUUCACUCUACGUGAUAAUAAUAAAAACUUAGAUAUCCAUAAUCAUUUUACAAUUAGAAAAGUUGAACCUAAUUACCUUGAAACAUCUGACUUCGAGCCCAAGUUCGACUAUUCAAGGGGAGACUUUGAAGUUACGAGACUCAAAUCAACUUUUGACUGGAGCAGGUCCGGUAAUGAAUGGCGUGGUUUUACUGAAUCGAGUUUUCUCUUUUAUCACACCGAAGGUACAAAUAGAGGUCUCGUUGUCGUGGAGCGAAAGAAAAAGAGUAAAGAUGAAAAGCCCUUUAUGGUGACUGUGGCACACUACUAUUUUAUUCAUGAUUUUUAUGUAAAUCUGUUUAAGAUUGAUAUUGGCCUUUCAGUUAUAGUAAAGGUUGAAUCAAUAAAAAAUGAGGGUUUGUAUUCUACGUUGGAAGGUCCGACACAACAUCCCGCUUCGGCAUUAAUUUAUAUGAUGGAUGAAGUAAGAAGAACUGGAAUUUGGAAGCCUGCAACUUGUCCUCAUUGUGCCACUCUUGAAGAGCAGCAAUCUUCAAGAGCAAAAGGGUCAUUUAGUCGAAGGGCUAUUAAUAAUGACGGAACUUUUAACGGUAAUGGUAGCGGCAAUAUGAUCCAGGGAGACUUUAACCAAUUUACUAUAUAUAGAAAGUAAUAAAAUGAAAUAAUUAACUGUUUAGGGUAGCACAAUAAUGUUCAAGCAUAAUAUAACUAAAGACUGCCCAGUGUAUUUGAACUACUUUCUUCAGUGUAAAUACUAGCUGUAUCCUUUUCUUGCAUUGUUAAUUAAUAAAAAAACGUAAUAAUCAGUGGGCAUUAAUUAGAGAUACCCCUUGUACUAUAGGCCUGUUAGUUUUAACUCAAUAAACUAAAUAAUAAUGAAAUAAAGAAAGGCUAAUUAUGUUUAACACCUUCUCUCAAACUGGAGUUGAUGUUGUUCAAUCCUAAUAGAGUAUUAAAAUGACCGCGGUGAAGCGGCUUGGUGUAAAUGUCGGCAAUUUUGUCUUUGGAGUGUAACUCCAUUGGAUGAAUGGUCUUAGCAAGAACUUUAUCAUGCACGACAUGACAGUCACUACUACAAUCUAAAAUCCUGGCACAUAGGUUGAAGAAAUUAGUUGGAAGGUUAAUUUUUUAUACUCUUUCCUUCUAUAACAAGAGGUAUUUUCUUUGGGGUGGUUUUGGAGGUCAGAAAGAAGAUGCAUUGGGUGAGCUAGGACAUGGUUUGUAUGGCUAAAGAAGAAGGAAGGUUGGGUACAAACAACAUUGAAACUUUUAACAAAUCACUUCCUAUUAAAUGGAAGUGGAGAAUCUUGAUGGAGAGAGAAGAGAUGCCUUGUGGUAUGGAAUAUUGUCUCAUAGGUACAAAGACCCAGGUAAGUUAAUGUUUAUAAACGAUAAAAGAGUGCUUAUGAAAAAUGACUCUAUUUGGUGGCGUGAUCUGGUUACUUUAGAUUCUAAGGAAGGUUUAAAGAAAAACAUAUUUUUUGAGAAUAAUAUAUGUAAUUGUUAGAAAUUGAUAUUUUUCUAACAUAUUACUUUUCUUGUUAUGUCACAUUACUUGUUUAGUCAUUUUGCUUGUUAUGUCACUUUGCUUGUCAUGUCACUUUACUUGUCUUGUUUUUUAUAAUAAUUAGAUU
Vicia villosa (hairy vetch) is the source of this 2140-nucleotide messenger RNA. RefSeq lists its product as uncharacterized. The transcript is spliced from 2 exons. Bases 145 to 1158 code for a protein of 337 amino acids. The record is from RefSeq and is a predicted model, not a curated record. NCBI's taxonomy places the organism in Eukaryota, Viridiplantae, Streptophyta, Magnoliopsida, Fabales, Fabaceae.